AUGGAUUUCCGGCAGUCGCUAUUGCAUGUUCCGACGGAAGGAGGUUGUCGUCGGACUGACACAGUUGAAUUGUUCAACGGCAAAGUGUUAGAGCUUUGUCGGAAGCCACCCAGUGAUUUCCUACUGGAUACCGUUGGUAUUUCCAAAGAAGGUUCUGUCAUUGACAUUCCCCAGCUUUUACAAGAGAUCGAAGAGACUGACCGACGUCGAAAGAAUAGAGCACACAUUGCAGAGCUAAGCAAGGAAGGAGUCAUACCGAGUAUCUCUAUUUCUGACACCAUUUGGACAGAGAAGUAUCGACCCAGAUCGUACUUACAAAUGUGUACUGCUGGUAAUGAUAAGGCACUCCGUCAAAUGAUGCAUUGGUUGACGCUGUUUCGAGUUUCAGACGACGAUAAACCUGAACCAGAUAUUCCAGACAGAGUCCAUAAGAAGAUCCUUCUUGUUCAUGGACCAGCUGGUAUUGGGAAGACCACAGCUGCACAUGCUCUACCUCGUCAAGCACGAUACAACGUAGUAGAGCUUAAUGCCGCCACGUCUUUUGAUUCCAUUCCAGGAGUAUCUGUUGCAGCCACUAUCCGGCUACGGAUAGUCAAUGCUCUUACCAUGAACCAGAUCAACACCAGCACCAAUAAGAAUAACAGGAAUAUGAUGACCACAAGACCCACGUGUUUGGUUAUAGAUGAACUUGACACCAGUAUCCAUUCCAACGAGAUCGUGCGGGUCUUGGAGCAGCUCUCAAAGGGUACUGUCUUGGGUAAUGGGAAGAGUAAACGUAAGUUUGUGUUGAACCGUCCUGUUAUUUGUAUUGCCAAUGAUUUGUAUGCAAAUAAUAAUGGCCCAACAUUCAGUAGUUCUACAGGUCGGCGAUUUGGGUCUCCAAUGGAACGAUUGCGUCCUCUUUGUGAAACAGUGGCCUUCAAAAGACCAAUGACAGCCAAGAGUGGGACAGCAAUUAAGACCCUCAAGGACCAUCUUACUCACAUAGCGUCUCAAGAACAUUUGGAAGUAAGUUCUCGUGAUGUCAGCGACAUUGUCUCUAUCUGUGAUGGAGACAUACGUGCAUGCAUUAACCAUUUACAGUUCCAUGGAGGCUCCGGAGGAAAUACAAGCAGCAACAGCAGCAGCACAAUCGACUCCGUUCCUCAUUGGUUCCAUGUUGUUGAUGAUACAUUUAAACGAGACCCAAAGGUCACACGAGCUGUGAAUUUCAAUAGGAUGCUUCAAUUCUAUACCACGGGGAGUGGACGGGCUUCUGUGGGCGCAGCUCAUGGGAAGAUCAUCCGAGGUUGUUUCCAACGAUAUUUAGAGGCUGUUUCUGUUGAUGAAGAUACCAUUGUCAAGCCCGCCCGAUUGAGUGAAUGGCUCGAAUUUUAUGACUGUUAUCUCAACAGUAGUACGGCACAGAUCAUGCUUUCGGAUUCUUAUGUUAGCAUUGUGUGGUUAAAGCUAUGGUCACUUUUCAACACCAGUGCCAAACUUAAUGGUGAUGCCAUUGCCAGUAGUCGAACUACUGAUUUUGCAUGUUCCGAAGACGCUCGUCGGAAUAAUGCCAUAAUAACGAGUGUGCGAGAACAAAUACCUUUGGGAGUUAGGCUUGCUAUUGGCAGUGAACCUUGGACUGCCAUAGUUGUGCCGUUAUUGUAUCAGAUGGUUUAUCUGCCUGGAAGUGAACGUGACACCGAACAAGUCUCACAAGCUGCUCAACUUGUUACUGCGUUAGGGUUUGAGCUUUCUACAAGAUAUGAUCCAGACACCGGAAGAGAUGUGACGGCCAUGGUACCAGAUUUGGAUCUGGUAGCUACUUUUGGAGUGAGAAGCAACCCCAAACGUUGGCUUCUAUCAGCAUUAGCAAGAGAACUUGCAAAGAGACUGACAGCCGAGGGUGCUGCUGCUGCUGCUGCUGCAGUGAAGGAGAAGACAGAAGUUACGCAUAAGCGAACAUCUGAGAACGGUGUGCCCCAACCACCAAAGAGACAAAGAGUAGAAAUGUUUGGGUUGAACAACAAUAGGCCGGUUGCAAACAGCACAAAAGGUUCAUUCAAACCAGCACGUACAUGGGUGAAAUACCAUGAAGGGUUCUCCAAUGCUGUGAGAAAGAACAUUGGAUGGGAAGAAUUAUGGAAAUGA
This is a messenger RNA of Lizanozyma spartinae, 2130 nucleotides long. It is a transcript of the gene CTF18, whose product is annotated as Ctf18p. Gene Ontology annotation, cellular component: nucleus. The transcript has a single exon. Gene Ontology annotation, molecular function: ATP binding; ATP hydrolysis activity; DNA binding. The record is from RefSeq and is a predicted model, not a curated record. Bases 1 to 2130 code for a protein of 709 amino acids. NCBI's taxonomy places the organism in Eukaryota, Fungi, Ascomycota, Pichiomycetes, Serinales, Debaryomycetaceae.